Molecule: messenger RNA, 1530 nt
Organism: Microsporum canis CBS 113480
Lineage: Eukaryota; Fungi; Ascomycota; Eurotiomycetes; Onygenales; Arthrodermataceae
Product: cytochrome P450 4F12
Exons: 1
Coding region: 1-1530 (509 amino acids)
Molecular function (GO): monooxygenase activity; oxidoreductase activity, acting on paired donors, with incorporation or reduction of molecular oxygen; heme binding
Source: RefSeq, a predicted model, not a curated record
AUGGACGGACAUCUGAUGAGGGAGCUGCGCUUUGUGCCAAUUCUAGCCACUGGUCUUGCUGCCUUCUUUGCCUACAGGCUGCUUCAUGCGUUCUUGUCGCCGUUGGCGAAGGUUCCGGGCCCUCUGGUUGCCAGGCUCACGUCCAAGAGAGGCCAUGUCAACAACUUCUCCGGCCAGGUUGCCACGCAGGUGCAAAAGGACCGCGAAAAGUACGGCGACAUCUAUGUCUUCAAGCCCAAUGCCGUCUGUGUGAAUAACCCCGCCGACGUGCGCGCCAUUCUUGGAUCGCAGGACUUCCGCAAGGCCGACUUCUUCGACGUCUUUGAUGACGGAUCGAUCAAGAACAUCGUGUCUCAGAGGGAUCCCGUUCUCGCAGGCAAGCGACGACGGCAGAUUGGCCCGUACCUCAACUAUGCCUACCUCAACAAGAUGGAGCCUGUCAUCCAGCGACACGGCUUCCAGGCCAUUCAAUCCAAAUGGGACAGACUCAUUGACGAGAACAAGGGGAAGCCGACCGAGGUUAACUACCGAAUCGACACUCAGCUGGUCACCUUUGAUAUCAUGAGCGCUCUUGCGUUUGGCCGUGAUCCCGACACAAUUGGCCACGGCAGCUCUUCGGUCACAAAGUGGUCUGCCAUCAUCAUGGACCUGCUUGAUUACACCGCAAUCUUGGCUCUCCUUUCGCUUCUGCCGUUCUCGCUCAUCAUGCGCCCGUGGAAGUCCAUGUACCGGGAGCUGGCCGACUAUAGCAAAGACGCAGUCUCAACCAGAAAGGAUCUUCUCAAGACCGGAGCCGAGGCUCCUGCCGAUAUGCUACAGGCAUUCAUCGAGGCUGAAGAUCCCGACUCCAAGGUCAAGAUGUCGCCUCCCGAGAUCCAGGCAGAGUGCAUCAUGAUGAUGUUGGCAGGCAGUGAGACCACGUCCAGCGCCAUCAUGUGGGUGUUCCAUCUGCUCCUCCUUCACCCUAACAAGCUGAAGAAGGCGGUUGACGAGGUCCGCUCCGCAUUUGACUCCGACCACUUGAUCCUGCACCGUGAAGUUCUCUCCAAGCUACCUUUCAUCGAGGCCGUCGUCUACGAAGCACUUCGUGUGUCCCCCACAACCGCAGGCGUCACGCCUAGAAUCUCCCAGGCCCGCGGCAUCGACAUCCAGGGCCACUAUAUCCCUCCUGGCGUCGAAAUCUACGUCAACCUUCGAUCGGUCAAUAUGAGUGAAGAUAUCUGGAAUAAACCUGAGCGUUUUGAGCCCGAGAGAUUCAUCAAUAACGACGAGGCUAAGAAGAAUCUCUUCACCUUCUCCUAUGGCCCGCGCAACUGCAUCGGUCGCAACUUGGCUUGGGUCGAAAUGCUUACCAUUGUCGCCAACGUCCUCAAGGACUACGAUAUCACUCUCGCUCCCGGCAGCCCCUUUUGCCCUGAGAACCUGGGAGCCAACGGCGAACCGCAGCUCCUCCCCGCCAAGUGCUUCAUUGCCUCCUUUCCUGCAAAUGCGGAGAGAGAUUGCAGAAUGCUGAUUACAAGGAGAAAGUAA